Molecule: messenger RNA, 1119 nt
Organism: Morchella importuna
Lineage: Eukaryota; Fungi; Ascomycota; Pezizomycetes; Pezizales; Morchellaceae
Exons: 6
Coding region: 1-1119 (372 amino acids)
Biological process (GO): biosynthetic process
Molecular function (GO): pyridoxal phosphate binding; L-2-aminoadipate:2-oxoglutarate transaminase activity
Source: RefSeq, a predicted model, not a curated record
AUGCCAACCUCACAGAUCGCAGAUGCCGCCGCAGUAGUCCUGAAUGCGCCCUCGCUCCCGGUCGACAGCUACACGGUGAUUCGGCAUCCGCUGCAUUAUGCCAGUGAGAUGGGGAACAGGGACGUCCGUGGCGAGAUUGCGCGGUGGGCGGGUGAGCGGUAUGGGCUGAGGGAGGAGAUUGGGUUAGAGCGAAUCCUGAUGACAUCCGGCGCCUCGUUCGGGCUUAUGAAUCCCUGCCUACUUCCUGGCCGCCAAAGUAUUCGAAGAUGCCGGUUUCACCAACAAAUUAACCGCCAUCUCCUCGACCGCCACCAGCAUCGACCUCCCUCCCUGUGCCGUCACCUACACCACCUCAACGCCACCACCCCCGACAUCCCCCUCUCCGCCGGCCUCGCUCCAAUCUCCCACGACGGCGCCGCCCCAAAACGCAUCUACAAGUACGUCCUGUACUGCGUCCCCACAUACUCCAACCCCACGGGGCAGACCUGGGACCUUGCGACGCGCCGGGAGCUGGUACAGCUCGCGCGGGAAUUCGACGUGCUGCUGGUGUCGGACGAUGUGUACGACUUUCUCGGGAACGAGGGCGACAAGUGUGCGCUUGGGGAGGACGGGAAGCUGUUACCCAGGCUGGUCACUGUUGAUCGGGAGAUCAUGGAGGAGGAGGGGGAGCUAGAGCAGGGGGCGGGGUUUACGGUCAGUAACUGCUCGUUUUCGAAGCUGUUGGGGCCGGGGUUGAGGUGUGGCUGGAUCGAGACUGCGACGAGUGUACUGGCGGAGCAGAUCGGCCAUGGGGGCGCCAACAUCAGUGGCGGCAACUCCUCCCACUUCGUCUCCACACUGAUCCACCACGUCGUCAAAACACGCGCCAUCGACGCCAUCAUCACCACGCUCCGGCAGACCUACACCUCGCGCAGCGGCGCCAUCGCCGCCGCAAUCCGCGCGCACCUCCCAGCGGGGACCGAGAUCUGUGGGGGCCACGGCGGCUUCUUCAUGUGGGUCGGUCUACCUCCGGGCUACGACGCCCGCAAGAUUGUGCGCAUGGCCGAGGAGCAGGGGAGGAGGGCGGGGGGUGAGGGUGAUGAGUGGGGAUAUGACAGAGUGCCCCGGGGAGAGGAAUAG